UUACAAGUGACCUAUACAAGUAGUCUAUAUGUCAGGUUUUACCAGGAUUCUCUCAGUGUACUACGUAUUCAAGUUGAGGAUUUGACCAAGUACAGUACAGUCUUAGCCAUGACUGCUUUGGAUAACAUGGGUGAAGGCUCAGUACAAGAAGGAGGAAAGUCUCGUCUCUCACUGCGGCAGAGUCGUAAACGCUCUCUCAAUUCAGACAUAUCUCCAGCUCCUGAACCUCGCACCAGUCACCGUUUUCGUACCUCCAGCACCAGUGACUCUGACGACAGGAAUAAAACACCACCCAUGUUACGAAAGAUGAGUCUUGGGAGAAAUGCAACCACCAGCAGCGGGAGACGUACGGCAGGAGGUUCUGCCCAGUCAACAGGUGGUUCAAGUAGUGGGGUUGGAGAUGGGGGAUAUGGUGGUGGUCGAGUGGUUGGGGUGUGUCCUCUGGCUAACAUGGGUAACACCUGCUUCCUGAACUCAGUGCUGUAUGCUCUUAGGUUCCUGCCGGGGUUCACCCAUGACCUCCAUCACCUCCAUAUGCAUUUACAGUCUGCUGGGGACCAGAGUGAUGGUAACCUGGAACAGCGCAUUCAGUUUUUGUCUGAGCUGCAUCGUGUAUUUGUCAGCCUUGGCCAGGAGGAGAGGUCUAGUGCAGACAACAAAAGAAUACCUGCUUUUCAGCCUUACGAGUUUUUAGAGGCUCUGAGAGUUGUUAAUCCAAUGUUUGAGGGUAAUCGUCAACAAGAUGCUCAUGAACUACUUCACUGCCUCUUGGACCAACUGUGCCAUCUGCCACAAGAUCUGCGGCAGGGCAAGCCUAAUGGCACACUUGGCACAGAAUUAACAGGAAUGGAACAGGAAGUUGACCUCAGUCCUCCUGAACCCAAAAGAUUGCGUAGGAGAUCAGAGAGAAUACAGGCUAUUGAAGAAGAUUCCAGCAAGGCCGUUGAUGUUGUUGGUUCUAAAUUUGUUGGCCGCAUGUGCCUAGAAACUUGCUGCUCGGAGUGUGAGCAAGUUACUGGUCGUGAGGAGAACUUUUUAGAAGUUUGUGUUCCGGUUAAAACUAAAGCUGAUUUUGAUGAGGAUGAGAAUGUGAGUGAACCACAAGUGUUUAUGUCUGCCCUGUGUGAGGAAGAAUGCUUACGAGACAACAAUAAGUAUUGGUGUGACCACUGCUUCCAUCACAACGAGGCGCGCCGCUCCGUCCACUACUCCCAGCUGCCGCAUCACCUCGUCAUUCACGUCAAAAGGUUCAGCUCAUAUCAUAGAAAUAUGUUCACUGCCAAGUGUAGCGAAGCCAUGCCAGCGCCUCUAGAACUGUCCUGCUUCUGUCGGGGUUGUCUCACAGAACAGAUUCGGAAGCAGUCACUGGCUGAAGUAGGAAGGGACAAGGGACCUAAGUCAAGCUCAAGUAGUAAACCUGACACGACUCCACACCUUCCUUACCAUCUUACAGCUGUUGUUUGUCACCUGGGAGCUACUCUGUCAUCUGGGCACUAUUUGUCAUUUGUUCGCCUUAGUGCCCUGCACUCAUCAGCAUGCCCGGAGCAGCAAGUACAGAACCAGACACAGCCACAACCACCUAACACUAGCAAGGUGGUGGACUGUCAGUGGAUGAAGUGCUGUGGUCUACAGUUAUCUCAUAUCCGUCCUCAUUCAGUUUUAAAUGGUCACAUUGACAGUGAAGAAAGUAGGAACAUGGAUGAACAAGAGAGUAUGUGGCUGGAGUGUGAUGAUGACAAGAUAAAAUUGGUGAGCGCCUCCGAAGUUAGUGACAUGAUGCGAACUACCAUUAUUACCCCAUAUCUUCUCUUUUACUCUCGUCUCUGAUCUCUCAAUCUAAGUUUUUAAGUGCAAAAUUUAAAGUGGGGAGAGGUAGGCACUUUCAUUUUGAUCUCUUAAAAACUGCAGUGAAUUCUUUGUAUUUUGUUUUGUAGUGUACCCUUGAUAAAGAUAUUCGGAUGCUCAAGAGAAUUCAGUUUUGAGUUUUAUAUUUUUACCAGUGAUGGCAGAGCAUUAGGAUGUAAGGAAUGACUACUACUAUUAACACUCAUCAUAACUUUGAAACCUUUCUCAUGUGAGGAUAGUGCCUAUAUUCCUUUAUUUAAUGAAGGAAAGUGAUAAGACUUCCAUCAGCACCCACUACCUCUUGUGUCAGGUAACCUAAAAACAACUCACCUGUUCGCAUACGAAGUGUGGAAGCAAAAUAGGUGCCUAAACCAAGCAUUGUUUACAAUAGGAAAUUGUGUGAACGUAGGCAUAACCAAAGGAUUCUUACCAGGACUUGGGAUAUCAUAGUACAGUACUGUACCUUGUUAUAAACUACC
Molecule: messenger RNA, 2324 nt
Organism: Homarus americanus (American lobster)
Lineage: Eukaryota; Metazoa; Arthropoda; Malacostraca; Decapoda; Nephropidae
Product: ubiquitin carboxyl-terminal hydrolase 1-like
Exons: 10
Coding region: 109-1827 (572 amino acids)
Biological process (GO): protein deubiquitination
Cellular component (GO): cytosol; nucleus
Molecular function (GO): cysteine-type endopeptidase activity; cysteine-type deubiquitinase activity
Source: RefSeq, a predicted model, not a curated record